UUUUCUCAAAAACAGAGGAAAAUACACAGAGAGAGAGAGAGAGAGAGCAGAAGCAAUAAUGGUGGAGGUUUCUCUGAAUAUGCCAUUCAUCCUUUUCGUUCUGACUGUGGCGCUGCUUUUAUCUAGCGCCAAGCCAUUGAAUGGAAAUGAUAAUGCUAAAGGCCGUCUUGUACAGUCAAGGAAUGUAGAAACAGAGGAGUUGCAGAGUUUGAAGAAUUCAUCAAUGGCGGACAGGCUAGAUGAUGCUCUAAAUGAACACGCAGUGGACGACCCGGAGGAGAUAGCUUCCAUGGUUGAUAUGAGCAUACGCAAUCAUACUGAGAGAAGGAAUCUGGGUUUCUUCUCAUGUGUGACCGGAAAUCCAAUUGAUGACUGCUGGCGCUGUGACAAACUUUGGCACAGACGGCGAAAGCGUUUGGCCAAUUGUGGAAUUGGUUUUGGACGUAAUGCCAUUGGUGGCCGUGAUGGAAGGUUCUACAUUGUGACUGAUCCAAGGGAUGAUGACCCUGUCAACCCAAGGCCAGGCACCCUGCGCUACGCUGUUAUUCAAGACAGACCCUUGUGGAUUGUGUUCAAGAGGGACAUGGUCAUCACUUUAAAGCAAGAGCUUAUCAUGAACAGUUUCAAGACCAUAGAUGGUCGUGGAGUGAAUGUGCACAUUGCCUAUGGGGCGUGCAUUACUAUACAAUUCGUCACUAAUAUCAUCAUCCAUGGUUUACAUAUCCAUGACUGCAAACGCACUGGUAAUGCACUGGUUCGUAGCUCACCAACUCAUUAUGGUUGGAGAAGUAUGGCUGAUGGAGAUGGGAUUUCCAUCUUUGCUUCAAGCCACAUUUGGAUUGACCAUAACUCACUGUCUAAGUGCGCUGAUGGCCUUAUUGAUGCAAUUAUGGGCUCCACUGCUAUUACCAUUUCCAACAAUUACUUCACCCACCACAAUGAGGUUAUGCUACUGGGCCACAGUGAUUCAUAUGUAAGGGAUAAGCAGAUGCAAGUAACCAUUGCCUACAAUCAUUUUGGGGAAGGUCUUAUCCAGAGAAUGCCGAGGUGCAGACACGGGUAUUUCCAUGUGGUAAACAAUGACUAUACCCACUGGGAAAUGUAUGCAAUUGGUGGAAGUGCUGAUCCCACGAUUAACAGCCAGGGCAACCGAUACCUCGCCCCUCGAAACCGUUUUGCGAAGCAGGUGACGAAGAGAGUAGGCACAGACGCUAGGAUAUGGAAGCACUGGAAUUGGAGGUCAAUGGGAGACCUUAUGUUAAAUGGAGCCUAUUUCACUUCAUCAGGAGCGGGUGCUUCUGCAAGCUAUGCCAGAGCCUCCAGUUUAGGGGCCAAGUCAUCUUCUAUGGUUGGUGUUAUUACUUCUGGAGCUGGUGUUCUUACCUGCCGCAGGGGCUUCACCUGUUAAAACCACAAAACUCCAUCAAAAGAAGGAUCAAUGAAAUGGAGAAAGGAAGAAAAUAAGUAGUUUUCAUUCUUUCUCCUACGUGAAAAUUGCAUUAUUAUAGAUAUGUAGAGUGAGAGGCCGUACUUGAGGUCACAUCCCCUGUUUGUCCUUCCCAUUAAGGUGUUGGGAGAAACCGUGUAAAUGUAAAUUUUACAUGUCCCAGUUGUUGUCAAAUUGAUAACAAUGCUUUUAUUGAAGAAGCCAUUAGUUUCCCCAACUUUCUGGAUAUUCUUUCUGCUUCUUCAUUUCCAAGGGAAGCAGAUUCUACAGAACUCGUCUCUUUGAUUAUUAUUGUAUGACCUUCUUUGGGGAAAAAAAAAACUCUUGGUUUGUUUCAAAUGAAAUGAACCAAGGGA
Neltuma alba is the source of this 1803-nucleotide messenger RNA. RefSeq names its product probable pectate lyase 8. NCBI's taxonomy places the organism in Eukaryota, Viridiplantae, Streptophyta, Magnoliopsida, Fabales, Fabaceae. The coding region runs from base 59 to 1408 and encodes 449 amino acids. Gene Ontology annotation, molecular function: pectate lyase activity. The transcript has 7 exons. The record is from RefSeq and is a predicted model, not a curated record.